UAAAUUGUGACACAUUAAUUUCACAUGACAUGCAAUCAAUAGUACCAUCCUCAUUUCUGACUUUAUAAACUUCAAUUAAAAACUCUAAUUUUAUUUUUUUUACUAACUCUUAAUUUAUUUGAAUGGCUUCUCCACUUGCCUUCAAGCGCACAGAUUCAAUAGCAGAUAACAUGCCUGAUGCAUUGAGGCAAAGUAGGUACCAUAUGAAGAGGUGCUUUGCUAAGUACAUAGAGAAGGGGAGAAGACUAAUGAAACUUCAUCAUUUGAUGGAAGAAUUGGAACAAACUAUAGAUGAUACUAAUGAAAAAAAUCAACUUUUGGAGGGCAUUCUCGGAUUCAUAUUGACCUCUACACAGGAAGCUGUUGUUGAUCCACCAUAUGUGGCCUUUGCGAUUAGACCUACUCCAGGAGUAUGGGAAUAUGUAUGUGUGAACUCUGAGGACCUUUCUGUUGAGGCUACUACCUCCACUGACUACCUCAAAUUUAAGGAAAGGAUAUACGAUGAAAAUUGGGCAAAUGAUGAAAAUGCAUUUGAAGCAGACUUUGGAGCAUUUGAUUUUGGGAGUCCUAAAUUAACCCUAUCUUCUUCAAUUGGGAAUGGACUUUACUUUAUUUCAAAGUUAUUAACUUCAAAAACCACUGGGAAAUCGGCAAAAUUACAGACUAUAGUGGACUACUUGUUGACACUAAAUCAUCAUGGAGAAAGUCUCAUGAUAAAUGACACCUUGAACUCAGCUGAAAAGCUUCAGAUGGCAUUAAUAGUGGUUGAUGUUUUCCUUUCAGCAAUUCCCAAAGACACUUCAUAUCAGAAAUUUGAGCUAGAGUUAAAAGAGCGGGGGUUUGAGAAAGGAUGGGGAGAUACUGCAGGAAGGGUGAAGGAGACAAUGAGAACUUUAUCAGAAGUACUCCAAGCUCCGGAUCCGGUGAACUUGGAGAAAUUUUUUAGCAGGAUUCCUACAAUGUUCAAAGUAGUGAUCUUCUCAGUUCAUGGUUAUUUUGGUCAAGCUGAUGUUCUUGGCUUGCCAGACACUGGUGGUCAGGUAGUUUACAUAUUGGACCAGGUCAAGGCUUUGGAGGAAGAGUUGCUUUUAAGAAUUAAGCAACAAGGGCUAAAUUUUAAACCUCAAAUUCUUGUGGUAACAAGGUUGAUACCUGAUGCUAGAGGAACCAAGUGCCACCACGAGUUCGAACCGAUCAAUGAUACCAAGCAUUCUCACAUUCUACGUGUGCCUUUUUAUACAGAGAAAGGAAUCUUGCGUCAAUGGGUUUCUCGCUUUGACAUUUAUCCUUUCCUUGAGAGGUUUACUCAGGAUGCAACAACCAAGAUUUUGGACCAAAUGGAUGGCAAACCAGAUCUUGUUAUUGGAAAUUACACAGAUGGAAAUUUGGUAGCAUCAUUAAUGGCUAGAAAACUUAAUAUAACUCAGGCAACUAUAGCACAUGCUUUAGAGAAGACCAAGUAUGAAGACUCUGAUGUUAAGUGGAAAGAGUUAGACCCCAAAUAUCACUUCUCAUGUCAAUUCAUGGCUGAUACAGUUGCAAUGAAUUCAGCUGAUUUCAUCAUAACCAGCACAUACCAAGAAAUUGCUGGAAGCAAAGAUAAACCUGGACAGUAUGAAAGCCAUGAUGCAUUUACUCUUCCAGGGCUUUGUAGGGUUGUUUCAGGGAUAAAUGUGUUUGAUCCCAAGUUCAAUAUAGCUGCACCUGGAGCUGACCAAACUAUCUAUUUCCCUUGCACAGAAAAAGACAAAAGACUCUCUCAAUUUCACCCUGUCAUUGAAGAUCUUCUCUUUAAUAAAGUAGAUAACAAUGAGCAUAUUGGAUAUCUAGCAGAAAGGAGGAAACCAAUAAUAUUCUCAAUGGCAAGGCUUGAUGUAGUGAAGAACUUAAGCGGAUUAGUCGAAUGGUAUGCGAAGAACAAGAAACUAAGAAGCUUGGUGAACCUUGUCAUAGUAGGAGGCUUCUUUGACCCUUCAAAAUCAAAAGAUAGGGAAGAAAUGGCAGAAAUAAAAAAGAUGCUUGAUAUAAUUGAAAGGUGUCAACUAAAGGGCCAAUUCAGAUGGAUUGCCGCGCAGACUAAUCGAUAUCGCAACGGAGAGCUCUAUCGCUGCAUUGCUGACACAAAGGGAGCUUUUGUGCAGCCUGCUUUGUAUGAAGCUUUUGGAUUAACUGUGAUUGAAGCAAUGAACUGUGGCUUGCCAACUUUUGCAACAAAUCAAGGAGGUCCAGCAGAAAUCAUUGUUGAUGGAGUCUCAGGAUUCCUCAUUAACCCUCUCAAUGGAGAUGAAUCAAGCAACAAGAUUGUUUCUUUCUUUGAAAAAUGCAAAGCAGAUCCAUCAUAUUGGAACACAAUUUCUGCAGCUGGAUUGCAACGCAUAAAUGAAUGCUAUACAUGGAAGAUCUAUGCAAACAAGUUGGUAAAUAUGGGGAACAUUUACACCUUUUGGAGGGUAGUGAACAAGGAGGAAAAAAAGGCAAAGCAAAGAUACAUACAUAUGUUCUACAAUUUCUUAUUCAGAAAUUUGGUUAAGAAUGUACCUAUUCCAUGUGAUGAACCUCAAACAUUAGGCAAGCCACCAAGUCUUAAACACCAAGGAUCUAGCACUAAACGUUCACAAUCCACAUUGAGAAGGCUAUUUGGAGCUUAAUGGUGUCAACUACAAAGCAGGUCAAUUGAGAGAAUGUGAUAUGUUGUCAAUUGUCAUGAUGAAUAUUGAUCUUUCUAUGAUGUAUUAUAUAUGUGUUUAUAAUUUUUGUUGUUGUAUUUUAUAAAAGAAAAAGUUCUAUAAUUAUAUUGCAAAAUACCAAAUGUUUUAUGUGAUCAAUAAAAUGACGUGUGUGAGGAAAUUUAUGUGAUCAA
Messenger RNA from Cicer arietinum (chickpea), 2860 nucleotides. RefSeq names its product sucrose synthase 6-like. Gene Ontology annotation, molecular function: sucrose synthase activity. NCBI's taxonomy places the organism in Eukaryota, Viridiplantae, Streptophyta, Magnoliopsida, Fabales, Fabaceae. The record is from RefSeq and is a predicted model, not a curated record. Gene Ontology annotation, biological process: sucrose metabolic process.